AUGCCUCCCCUGGAAUCUGCUUCAUCACUCCCCACUGGCGACGAGUUCAUUACUGAAUCCAACGCAUCUCGGGGGGCGUCAUGGACACAGUUUGAAGAUUCUACAAUGGCCACUGCAUCAGGGACAGGCACUGCUCCAGGGCCCGUGACCCCUGCCCAAAAUGACGAUAUUACGCCGUGGCAGCGCAUGGUGUCUGCGACCGCCGGCAAUGUCUUGACCGGGCUUCUAGUGACACCUCUGGACGUUGUACGAGUCCGUCUACAGUCUCAAUCACAGAUUCAUAAUACUUCGCCUUUUACCUCCCAUACCACCCAAACCUUAAAAAACCUUCCGCCAAACCUCGGCAUUACGUCCUGCUGUCGCGAAGUCUUCUGGAUCGGAAACGAUGCCCAGAUGUGCAUGCUCGGACCUCAGGCUGCGGCCGUCGGAACCCACCCUCAUCCCACGAUCGAUUGUGCCAUUGAAGAGUCGCAGCGGCGGACAUUUACAUCGACCCUCGACGGGCUACGGAAGAUUGCGCGCAAUGAAGGAACACUGACAUUGUGGAGAGGGCUCAGCCCGACCCUGAUGAUGGGCAUUCCGGCCAACGUUAUUUAUUUUGCUGGCUAUGACUGGCUGCGGACAGAUGAUCGGAGUCCCAUCAAACAACGGGUGGCUGAGGGCUAUGCACCCUUAAUCGCUGGAUCUGUUGCUCGCGUCGCAGCAGCAGCAGCAACCAGUCCGCUAGAGAUGUUUCGGACGCGUCUCCAGGCCAUUCCGGGGACGGGUGCAGGACACUUUAAGGCCACCGUGGAGGAUCUGUAUCAUAUGACGCAAGCGAAGGGAUACAGUUCGCUCUGGCGAGGAUUCACUCUUACCAUGUGGCGCGAUGUCCCCUUCUCGGGUCUUUAUUGGUGGGGAUACGAAGAGGUGAAAAAGGCCAUGAUUGCUGCGCGCCAGCAAUCACUGCCUCAUGUGCGCUCUGGCCAAGAGCCUCAAGAGUCAAGCGUCCAAGCAUUCCUCGAUAGCUUCAUCUCGGGAGCGGUCUCUGGUUCCUUGGCAGCAUUUGUCACCACCCCGUUCGAUGUUGGUAAGACGCGCCAGCAGGUCUUCCGACACUCCGACGACCGCGUUCCCACAGGCACAGCCGUCCCCCGCGCGGCACUACCUCCUGGAAAAUUGGCACCAGAGCAACUCUCCCUCCCUAAAUUCCUCAUGCAUAUCUUCCGUGAAGAAGGUACUGCCGGGUUGUUCCGUGGCUGGACAGCACGAUGUCUCAAAGUCGCCCCAGCCUGCGCCAUCAUGAUCUCAACCUAUGAGCUUGGCAAGCGCAUGGCUCGAGAGGUUAAUGAACGGCGACACUCCGACGCAUAA
Molecule: messenger RNA, 1353 nt
Organism: Penicillium bovifimosum
Lineage: Eukaryota; Fungi; Ascomycota; Eurotiomycetes; Eurotiales; Aspergillaceae
Product: putative mitochondrial carrier protein
Exons: 2
Coding region: 1-1353 (450 amino acids)
Biological process (GO): mitochondrial transmembrane transport
Source: RefSeq, a predicted model, not a curated record